This is a messenger RNA of Oncorhynchus kisutch (coho salmon), 3524 nucleotides long. Its product is annotated as transmembrane protein 240. Bases 890 to 1417 code for a protein of 175 amino acids. The transcript has 4 exons. The record is from RefSeq and is a predicted model, not a curated record. NCBI's taxonomy places the organism in Eukaryota, Metazoa, Chordata, Actinopteri, Salmoniformes, Salmonidae.
ACAGAAUGGUGCGGCAUACAUUAUUUGAACUGCAACGUCAGAGAGAGACAGAUAGAGAGAGAGAUUUAGAGAGAGAUAGAGAAGUGUACAUAUCCGUUUAUAUCAAUCGUUGUUUAUUAAUGUUGAAGCAUGCUAUCAUCAUCAUUAUCAUACGCUCAAACCUUGACCUAUGAAUAGGCGUGCCUAGGCUACUAAACUGCUUCAUUUAUCUAAAGACAAACGGGCGGAAAUUGAUACAGCCUUUAAAAAAAAUGCCUCAGCUAAAUAAAUACUGGAAUGCACAAGGAGGGACCGUUCUUUCUUUCAGCUGCGCCAAAGUAGCACAUGUUGGACUAUAAUAAUUUAUAGAUAGCAUGACAGUAAACAAGCAACUGCUAGAGGGAGCUAACACGGAAAACGAUUUGAUACAAGAAGAAAACAUGCAUCGAUACCUCCUUUCCUAAUGCUAGUGGAUGCGUCUAGGUAAAUAAGCUAGGCUACACCAGGAACAAUGUGCAGUGGCGGCGGUCAUCACAACAACGCAUGGAUCGCGACCUCAUCCUGCCAGCUUCUGUGUUGCGGUGCUCUGGAAUUGCCUAAUAACAAUCUCAUUUCUGACAUAGGCUACAGCUUUCACAACGCACCACGCCUCCUCAUCAUUGAACGCACCUCGAUUAACCAUCUUCGCCAGUGCACAGUGUGCCUUUCAAAGGGGAGCGAAAGAGAGACUGAUCCGCAUCUCCUCAUGUCGCGGAGAAAGGAACAUUGGAUAGACGAGGCAAGGAUGGGUGGUUUGACACUGAUUCUGCAUCCAUGAGCGCCUUCACUUCCAACAGAGUGUUGUUUUUUGGACCAGGUAUCACUGGAUAGUUCUGGUGAGAGAGAAAGAAACUGCUGUUAAGAAGUUUGGAUGCAAAUGGCCACAACCACCAUGAUCUUUAUGAUUUUGGGGGCUUCACUUGUGAUGGCAGUAGCGUGUCUAACGGACAUGAACGCUCUACUAGACCGCUUUCACAACUACAUCUUACCACAUUUACGAGGGGAGGACCGCGUCUGCCAUUGCAACUGUGGAAGGCACCAUGUCCACUAUGUGAUCCCGUAUGAUGGGGACCAGUCUCUGGUAGACUCGGCAGAGAACUACUUUGUGAGUGAUAGCGUGACCAAGCAGGAGCUGGACCUGAUGCUGGGGCUGCUGCUGGGCUUCCUCCUCAGCUGGUUACUGCUGUGGCUGGACGGGGCGCUGCACGCUGCCCUCAGGGCCUGGAGGGCCAAACAGCACCAUGAUGUGUUCUCCUGGUCAUGGGUUCCACGCUUCUGUAACCUGAGAGACCUGGGGAGACGGGUGCACCUGAGGAAGCUGGAGGACUCCAGUGGGAACAUGGUGCACAUUAAGCAGAAGCUGUACCACAAUGGACACCCCAGCCCUCGUAACCUCUGAGAGCCAUUGCACAUUGGACACCCCAGCCCACGCCACCUCUGCGAGCCAUGGCACAACGGCCACCCCAUUCCACAUCACCUCUGAGAGCAAUGGACUGGCUGAGACAGACUGAGACCUGCUGUCAACUGACCAACCAGACUUCAGCCACAUGGGCAACUAAACAAUGACUAUUCAAGAAAUACCAUUCAAACCAUACUGUUUCUUAUUGACACUGGAUAGAGCACUUUCUCAAGUGACCCCAUGGUCUUUACCCACAGUGCACUCCUCACCCUCCAUCUUUUAUGUAAAAAGAUUGUAGUUAAUGAGAAUCCAUUUAGGAGGGCGUAAGCAAUUUUCCAGAGUGUGUUUGUUUUUCAAAAUAGUUAUAUAUAUUUAGUUUUAGAAUGUCAAUUUUGCUAGAAGUGGGGAUAGGGUGUAUUCAUUAUUUUGCUUGGGUUUUGUCAGUUUAUAGAAAAAUGUGUUUAUUUUUGCCUGAAGAUGUCAGUUUUGAAAUUAGAAUAUUUAUUUUGCUCGAGGUUGUUUAUUUUUGACAGGGGUUUGUGUAUUGGAAGAGGUACACUAUAUAUACAAAUGUAUGUGGACACCACUUCAAAUUAGUGGAUUCGGCUAUUUCAGCCACACCCAUUGCUGAUAGGUGUAUAAAAUCGAACACACAAUCUCCAUAGACAAAUAUUGGCAGUAGAAUGGCCUUACUGAAGAGCUCAGUUACUUUCAACGUGGCACCGUCAUAAGAUGCCACCUUUCCAACAAAUCAGUUUGUAAAAUGUCGAACACCUUUGGGAUUAAUUGGAACGCCGACUGUGAGCAUGGCCUAAUCGCCCAACAUCAGUGCCCGAACACACUAAUGCUCUUGUGGCUGAGUGGAAGCAAGUCCCCACACUAAUGUUCCAACAUCUAGUGGAAAGCCUUCCCAGAAGAGUGGAGGCAGUAAUAGUAGCAAAGGAGGACCAACUCCAUAUUAAUACCCAUGAUUUUGGAAUGAGAUGUUCGACAAGCAGGUGUCCAUAUACUUUUGGUCAUGUAUUGUACUUUGUGUCUAUUUUAGAAACUUUUCAUGUAAAAACUGUACUGAAAGGGGGCCUAGGGGACGGAAUGGAAUUAUAAAUAAUUAGGGGUGGCUAAGAGGACGGAAAUGCUGCCUGCUUGUCUAACUGUGUGGUGUGUACAGUAUAUGCAAUGUGUUAAUAUUGAAGAACCAUGAGUAAAGGUGUGUGUGUGUGUGUGUGUGUGUGUGUGUGUGUGUGUGUGUGUGUGUGUGUGUGUGUGUGUGUGUGUGUGUGUGUGUGUGUGUGUGUGUGUGUGUGUGUGUGUGUGUGUGUGUGUGUGUGUGUGUGUGUGUGUGUGUGUGUUUUACGGGUUACAGAAUUUCUUUGAUAUUUUGUCCAGAGGGUUAUCACCAUGGAAACCUGGAGACGAAAUUCCAAGACUGAGAGUUUCACUCAGGAGCUCUAUAUAGUUGACAAAACACUUUACACUGAACAGCCAGUUGUAGAGCGCCUCCAUCAUGGUAGCUUAGAAGGCACUUCCUGUGGUAUAUGUAAGCAAUAAGGCCCGAGGGGGUGUGGUAUAUGGCCAAUAUACCAUGGCUAAGGGCUGUUCAUACGCACGACGCAAUGCGGAGUGCCUGGACACAGCCCUUAGCCGUUGUAUAUUGACCAUAUACCUCAAACCCCUGAGGUACCUUACUACUAUUAUAAACUGGUUACCAACGUAAUUAGGGGAGUAAAAAUACAUGUUUUGUCAUACCUGUGGUAUACGGUCUGAUAUACCACGGCUGUCAGCCAAUGAGCAUUCAGGGCUCGAACCACCCACUUUAUAAUUAUUAACUAAUAUCUAAAGUAGGUGCAACAUGCCCAUGUCAUGGCAUUGGAGAGUGAUGCUGUGUGAGAACUUGGUCACAAUUACUGUGACACAUUGGGAUUCCGAAUGAAUUCCUUCAUUUGGGAGCGGAAUGUAGACUCAUUCAAUUUUGACCCCCUUUCUCUUCCCUGCACCUCCCCCAUCUUCCCUUACCCCGUGCCUCUCUUCCCCAUCUCUGUCCAAACAUUGGUGUUGUAAAGAUUAAAUGUUGGUUUCAUUAAAAGGGACAACUGGGGUUUAACACUGA